AUGACGGUCCACCACCAGAACCACCACGUGGCCGCACUGAGCGGCGUCACCGUGCCGGGGAACGGGCUCAACCUUAGCAGGAUGUCCGGCCUGGAGGCCCAGAGGGCCCUCGAGACCCUCGACCGCAACGGCCUGGACUCCAGGAACAACAACCUGGACCGCGUGGCCGACGCCUCCACCACCGUGCCCCAGAGGUCCCGAUUCAUGAUCACCGACAUCCUCGCCGGCGCCUCCAGCCCUGCCGGGCUGCAGACCCAGGAACCCCCCGGGAGCCCGCCCUCCGCCCCCAGGGAUCUCAGCGUCAGGAACCAGGCCAGGUCCUCCCUCGGGAACGGCAACCUCGACGAGGACAGCCACCACGACGCCGUCUCCGUGCCUUCGAACGGUGACAAGGGGGACGACCCCAAGGGAUCGUCUUCGAACUCCCUGAGCUCGGCUCAGGGCAAGAAGCAGCGGAAAGCCCGCACGGCGUUCACGGACCAUCAGCUGCAGACUCUGGAGAAGAGUUUCGAGCGACAAAAGUACCUCAGCGUUCAAGACAGGAUGGAAUUGGCCGCCAAACUGCAGCUGACCGACACGCAGGUCAAGACGUGGUACCAGAACAGAAGGUAA
This is a messenger RNA of Orussus abietinus, 612 nucleotides long. Its product is annotated as homeobox protein B-H1-like. The record is from RefSeq and is a predicted model, not a curated record. Gene Ontology annotation, molecular function: DNA binding. Bases 1 to 612 code for a protein of 203 amino acids. Lineage: Eukaryota; Metazoa; Arthropoda; Insecta; Hymenoptera; Orussidae. The transcript is spliced from 2 exons.